AUGCCGUCAUUCAAUCCAUGGAGUUCGAAUAACCCUGCAGCUUUCGGUCCUCACCCGCUUGUCCCGUCUGCUGGUACUGGUACCACUCCGGCCGUAUUGCAGCAAUCUGAACAACAAUCCACCCCAACCAGACAACUUCCUCAGAAUCUUCACCCUUCUCUUUUACAAGAAGCUAUUGGUCCGGCAUCUCAAAGUCAGUCCGCCUCCCGGUCAGAAACUCAAAGCUCAAGUCAAUCCGAUGUCAACAUGAAUGAAGACGGGUCGGAUUACUUGCAGUCGCAGCAAAGUGUUGGCGGAGCAGAGGGAUCGGGUAUGACAGAGGUUGAAGAACAAAUUCUAGCCGCAAAUCCAAUCAUGGAAGCUUUCGGGAAUGCCAAAACCGCUCGAAAUGACAACUCGUCCCGAUUCGGAAAGUACAUAGAAAUCCUUUUUGACAACGAGCAAAAUAUUGUGGGAGCAAAGAUUCGAAUGUAUCUACUGGAGCGAUCACGUCUAGUUUACCAGCCUGAAACCGAACGAAACUACCACAUCUUUUAUCAGCUGAUUGCUGGCACACCACAAGCGGAGCGAAAACAGCUUGGUCUAGACUCGAUCAGCAAGUUCCAUUAUCUUAACCAGGGUGGACCGAAAUUCGGAUUGACUCAAGAAGCCCUCAGUACAGUCGGUAUUGGGAUGACGCAGCAAUGGGCCAUCUUCAAGCUAUUGGCCGCCUUGCUUCAUCUUGGAAACAUCGAAAUCAAUGCUGCCCGGACAGAUGCCUCGCUGAACGACGAUGAUCCCAGUCUGGUUCUAGCAUGUAAUUUGCUUGAGAUCGAACUUGGCGAAUUCAAAAAAUGGACCAUCAAAAAGCAAAUCAUCACUCGGUCCGAAAAGAUCGUCACCUCCUUGAGCGCCGCCGCUGCGAUCAGUGUACGAGAUUCCGUGACAAAAUACAUCUACAGCAGUCUCUUCAAAUGGUUUGUCUCUGUCGUUCAUGGAAGAUUGUACAACACCGAUCUCGAUGAUAAGGAGUUAAAAAAUGUGUUUUGUAGGUUCAGAACUUCAGGAAGUCUUGUAGGUGGAAUACCAAAAUAUGUGAGAACAAAAGGAUCUAUGAGAAAAAUGAUUGAAGCGUGA
Messenger RNA from Puccinia triticina, 1116 nucleotides. RefSeq lists its product as uncharacterized. Gene Ontology annotation, cellular component: actin cytoskeleton; vesicle; cytoplasm. Gene Ontology annotation, biological process: actin filament organization; vesicle transport along actin filament. The coding region runs from base 1 to 1116 and encodes 371 amino acids. The record is from RefSeq and is a predicted model, not a curated record. The transcript has 3 exons. Gene Ontology annotation, molecular function: microfilament motor activity; actin filament binding; ATP binding. NCBI's taxonomy places the organism in Eukaryota, Fungi, Basidiomycota, Pucciniomycetes, Pucciniales, Pucciniaceae.